Molecule: messenger RNA, 19347 nt
Organism: Coregonus sp. 'balchen'
Lineage: Eukaryota; Metazoa; Chordata; Actinopteri; Salmoniformes; Salmonidae
Source: the annotation of a GenBank genome assembly
AUGUUACAUUUUCGGUCUUCGGUAGUGCUCAAGGAGUUGUUUCAAUCCAACCUGAAGCGCCCUUUGACAGGUAUCGCCAGAAAGUCAUCACCAUCAGUCGCGUAUUGCUUUAGCACCGCCUGUACAGAUGUCAGAUCCGUGACCAAAGUAAAGUGUGUCCAGCAUGCGGUUGGAUGGAGAGCUACGCCAUACACUACCAACACCCACGGAACUCGGAACCUCUCCACCAAGAGCCAUAACGGUUCACCGCCAACGGACACCAAAAAUGACACCGCCACCAGCAAUGAAACCGCCACCAAGCAGGCAGCUGCCGAGAAGUGAGUACCGUUAGCUAGCCGGUACAGCUGAUAAAGAAUGAAAUACAGUAUCUUAAGCUAUGCAAUUAUACUUACCUGUGGGGGAGUUCUUUACGUUCUAUCCAGAAUAAUCACAUGGACUGAGUCUAGCAAGCUAGAUUGGUUUCUAAUGAACUGCAAUAAAUUAUACAGUCCUCAUUUGUCUAGAGAUGUUGUUAACCUGACCAGUGUGUCCUGAUAGUUUCAGUUCUGAAGAGUCGAUGAGACCCAUAUCACAUCAGUCCUGCACACCUGUGCUGGCCUCAUACAGCGUCUUUGCUUUUGGUGUUGAUACAGCUAGGAGGAUGCAUGCAUAGAUAGGCCUCACGCCUCAUAAAAUUAAUCAAGCAGAAUAGCUUCUUCCAGGGAACUGUUGGUGAAUUUCACAUAAGCCCCCUUUAUAAGCCUAGACCUAUGUUCAUUUAGUCAUGCAGUCUAGUCUGUGUGGUGAAGGUUAUGCAUUAAUUUGGGAUGUUAUGAAAUGAUAAUGUCUAUAAAACAGCACUGUUAUAAUAUUAUUAUAACAGUAAGAGCCUAUAAUAACAUGACUAUAGAACAGUUCAUAUCUGGCAGGAAUAAUUGUAAAGUCAGGUACACUCCUUCAGGCCUUAGUCUAUAUCAGAAAGGGAUUUUCAUUCUCCCCAGAGAUAGAGACCUGAUUGCCUGUAGUGUUCAGUCAAUGACACCUGGAGGUCACCUGGAGGUCGGUCAUCAAGCAGUGUUUUUAUUGUUUGCUAGAGAAAGCUCUCUCCGUCUGUUCUCUCUGUUAUAAGUGUCAUUCUACUUGAAUACUGAACAGCCUCUCUCAUUCUAUAGUGUCUUGGUGGCUAUAUAGCAUGGUAAUAAUGGCAUGAUAAUAACAGUUGUUGGGUGUUUCAACAACUUGUAUGUUUUGGACACAUCUUGUCAUUGGAAAUCUCCAUUUGAGUUGGCAUAUCAUGAAUAUCUUAUCAGAUAGUGAGUAUUUGUUCUCAUCGUGUUAGGCCAGCUGAUAAGGUAGACUAUUUAUGUACUGCCAAAGGCAACUGUCCAAUAUUAGUUCUGUCCAUGGUGACAGGGACCACUUUGCUAUUUAAAAAGACCUGGGUAAAGGGUAGGCUAUUGAAUGUCCAUUAUGAGCAAAUAAUUUGAUCAAAUCUACUCUCAGCCAAUCUUGCAGAGUCAGACACUUUAGAAUCCUGGAAGUCUAUUACCAUGGAGACCGUCUCAGAUCUGGCACUGCAGACUGGGCAGAGUGGUGCUUGCUGCAUCAGAAUGGGUAGAAUGGCAUUUUGGAUCUAGUGUGACAGUCAGUGGGGAUUUGGGAAUGGGGAUGGCUGUCAUCUAGGGGGCUACCAUUUUGGAAUUAUAAUGGAUGUGGCUUUACAUAGGCUACAGUGUAUUAUCCUGAUGACCAUCUCUUUGACAAUGGAUCUGUUUCCUAGCAUUUAGGCCUAGCUUUAAUAGGCUGGGUGGGAUUUUAGGCUUGGAGGGAUCUUACACCCAAUUUAGAUGUGAAAUCAUUAGGCCAUACCAACUAGCCUGAUUGGGGUAAUGCAAGUUUAUUGCAUCAUUUCUCACUUCAAAAACAUGACUCGCCUAACAAUUCCCUGCUGCCAAAGCCUGCCCAUCCCCUUGUGCAGCUGUCACACUUGGGCAUUGCUACUAUUGCCCCAGUCGGUGGCUUUAAUUUGAGCAUCAUUUCAUAGUCACCAAUAACCCUUUGACCCUGGGAGAGCUGGUACAGCGAACAGUAAUACAAUAGCCCCAGAGAAGAACGAGAAGAGUGUUCUCUCUCUAGACCCAGUUUCUAAUCAUACAUAACAUUUGAUGGCUCAAUUUGAUUCAUUCUCCCACAGAGGUUUGCAGGUAUCCUAUCCUAAUCCUACUCACUCAACGUAGUGCUGUGAUUGGAGUCCCUCUAAUGAGUAAAACAAAAUAGUCACAUGAUAAUGGGGACAGGAACUCCUGAGUUUACUCAUGCAUUUUACUGCAGACAGAUGUAGAGACGCCCUAGGCUAUUAAUGCUGCCAGGAAUAGGCUCACUCUCUCUGUCACAUCCAUUAAGUUUGCUUUUUACCAGAACACAAAUGCAUCUACUGGUAAUGAUAUGCCUCAUUGCCCACAGCUGAGCAGGCACCCUUCUUGUUUUAUCCAUGGUCAAUUUGCUUUAGCUGUUGUCAACCAGCUGUCGUACAUUAUUGACAACAACAACAUCCUCCGUCAGGGUAGGUUCAGUCACAGGUACACAAACAUUAGGCCUAGUCAGUCCAAAUGGGUCCUCUGCUGGAAGGUAGCCUAGGUAGGCCUAUAGCUUUGUGCCUAGAAAGGAAUUAUCAAUACACAGUCUAUAGGCCUAAGCCUAUUGGUCCAUUUGAAGGUUUUUCCUUUUCUGGCUUUGCAUUGUAUCUGUUUUAAAGUACCAUCACCAAAGCUGUUUUUUCUGUUCCUGGGUUGCAUUGUGUUAGCGUGUGCAGCUGCAGCAUAUUGUGAGUGAAUAGAGAUGGAGUCCUUCAGACUGCCCUGACUCAGAUUGAUUUUUGUGGUUCCCUCCUGUCAACAGACUAUGAUCAAUGCACUUUGGACCAAUUUGCAGUGACAUCUUGGAGGCGGUGAAACCAGGCUGAUAAAUUGGGUCGAAUAAAAAUGGUAGCCAUAAGGACUCAAUCAAGUCGGUUAAUGUUUGUGUCAGGCGCAAACAUAUUAAUCAGAGCUCUGCCUUGAAGUUGCGAGCAUUUAGGCCUAUGACCAUGUUAAUACUGUCAUCUCAAGAAUUGCAGGCUAGCCCACAUAAAUAAUUAUAUUUUGCAUUGAUUGUUCAUUUAAUUUGGUCACUGUUGAAGUAGUCACGCUGCCUUGUUCUUACUUAUUGAACUCAAUUGAACUCCAGUGUAUAAAUAGCACAGUAGAUGUGUGUAACACACUGACUGUAGGCUAGGCUUGGCAGCUUUCCCAAGUAUUAAUGAGGAUCAGUGACACCAAGUCAUAGCCUCUGGUCACCAGAAACUAUGGCCAGGGAGACCAAGCGCUCUUUGCAGGAGAGACCCAAAAGUGGGGCAGGCAGCGUGCUGUUGUAGGCUGAGGGCUAGGCUAUGUGGCGGGCUCCGUGCAGGGCUUCUGAUGAGGCACACUCUCUACAUGCUGCACACAGUUGACCUCACAAAGCUGCAGGGAGAUAGAGGAGAGGAGUGGGGGGAGCGGGGAGAGGAAGGAGGGGAGCGGGGAGAGGAGAGGAGAGGAGAGGAGAGGAGAGGAGAGGAGAGGAGAGGAGAGGAGAGGAGAGGAGAGGAGAGGAGAGGAGAGGAGAGGAGGCCAGCUAAGGCUGAGUGAGAAUUAAUUAACGGAGCAUAAUCAGCACCAGUCCAGAUGUUUCACACCUGCUAAUAGCCUGUCUGUUUGGACUUCCUAUUAUCCUGGGGUGAGGGCAAGGGCUUGGAGACAUGAAGCACAGAGGGUGAUGUCCAUAUGGGCAGUUUGGAACACAACAUACGUCCUCAGUUUAAUGAUUUGUUUUACAGUGUUCUUUGCUGGAAGGGAAUAAAGAUUUUUUUCGGUUCUGCCAUGCCAUGGUUUUCACUGUUGUUGUGCAGUGUUGGACGUGGCCUAAAUAUUGAAUGUGUAUGUUAAUCCAUGAAUCAGUGUGUCUAUCAGUAGGCCUAUCUGCCACUGAGUUUGUUCUAAUGCCACUCACUUACUCUUCAUAUUUUCUCUCCUUUUUCGUUUCAUCCACUUGCUUUGCCUUGGUGUGUAAGUAUAUGUCUCAAUUUAUAUAUUCAUUUUCGUGUAGAUGUACUGUAGUGUUUCCAGGCUAAGCCUUGCGGCUGCUGAGUGCUCUCUCUUCAUUUCUCUACCUCGAAAUGUCCUCAGCCUCUACAAGCGACUGCGCUUGACUUCCCCAGCUGCCCCCACUGACUGUUUGUUCUAGCAUUCCUCUCUGGCAGGCAUCAGCCAUCCAGAAAUGACUCCAGAAAUGGACCAAUGUCCACAAUCAAAUAGGCCUUAUCAAAACAUUUGACAUGGAAAUGAUAAAGAAUCAUAAUCAUUCAAGAAUAGGACUCAAAACUAACGAAUACGGCUUAAACAACCCCCAAAAUGGAAGAGAUCCUAUUAAACAACAACAGCAACAACAACAACAAACUGAAAGACAUGCAGUGUCCGGAGUCUGAGUCAUUCCUGGGUAGCUGAUGAGGGGAUUUGACCCUCUACCUCUAUUAAAGCCCUUCAUCAUUUUUGAAACGUUGUGACGUCUUCUUAAUCGCUAGGGCAGGCUACGGAGCUGGGUUACUAUAGCUCUAUUGCCUGUCUGUCCCAUGAUGCAUUGCGGGACUGACUAAGCCUGAGCUCCCACCCACCUCCUUCAGAGAUCCGAUUUGGUGUAUGGUGAAUCAUUAUGAAAUACAUACACCUCGUUUUAGGCCUAACUACAGUAUUUGUCCUAUCUAUCUACCUCUAACAUACUGUACUAACUCUUCUCUCCCAGAGUGAGUGGAACGGAUUUGGAGCUGCUAUGCAUAAUACCAGUCAGUAAAUAGGGUGAUGACUCACCUCAAGCCCCCGGGCAUUAGCUAAAACUUGACACUAUAAUUUGUAACUGAUAUGCAUGUAUUUAAAUUGACAUGAAACCAACAAAGCUUACCUUAUUUAUGUUUGAAGAUCCUUGCAAACAAGAUAUUGUCUGUUCAAAUUCUCUGAACUCUCCUUGAACCAUUCAAGUGACAUUCUAACUGAACCUAUCUGACUGGUGUCUUGGAAGCAGUGUUCAAACCCUUUCCUUAAAGCUGGGACUGUAACGCCAAAUACUCACCACCUCUCCUCUACAGUAUUAUAGCUAGUUAACCCUGGCCCCCUGCUGCAGUUCCCAAUUGCCUUUAGAGAACCUUGGCCGUUACUCACUCACUGUAUGUUUGUGUGUGUGUGUGUGUGUGUGUGUGUGUGUGUGUGUGUGUGUGUGUGUGUGUGUGUGUGUGUGUGUGUGUGUGUGUGUGUGUGUGUGUGUCAGGAGAAGGAAGGCAGGCAUCCUGCCCAGUCUGGAGGAUCUGCUAUUCUAUACCAUCGCCGGGGGCGCUGAAAAAAUCCCAGCUCACAAAUUCACCACAGUGAGUGUCAGGCCAGAGCCAACCAGGCAGCCACAUGGUUGGGCCAGCUGGAUGGUAGUAUAGCAAUGGUGCCUGCUGUGUCAUGGUUACUGCCACAGCCUUAUACUGUAUAUCUGAAUAUAAGGCUUGUUACUACUCUGGCUGUACCAGGAAGCAAUAGUUCACUCAUGUCUGGCCCCUUGCUUGGGCUGACAUUCAUAGAAUUAGAUUCUUGUUAGAUUAGAAUUCAUUCUAUUUCUAUGGUGAAAUGUUGAUCUCCCGCUAUCUGGCAUGGAAGAGCAGUUUAUUCAAUAGGCCUUAUUAGUCUUGACAUUUACAUUGGAUCCCUCAAAAAAUAUAGCGUAAUAUACCAUUAAAUUGUCAAGUUAUAACCUUGUUAUAAGCAUGACAUUAAACAUAAUAAACAUGUUGUAAACAUGUAAUACAUAUGAUAAUCGUCAGCCCCCUGACAUGAACCAUGCUUUCUGCAGGCGCUGAAAGCCACAGGGCUUCGGACCGGAGACCCCCGGCUGAAGGAAUGUAUGGAGAACCUGAAAGUCAUCAUGAAGACCACCUCAGACGGAAACCUGGACCGACACCUCUUCAAGAAGUAAGACACUCUAGAGCUGGGAUGUAGAACAAGUUAGUUCUAGUUCCAGAACCCUCUAGACCUAGAACAGAAGGCUUUAGUGGUCAUUUGAUAUGUCAAGCACUGUUUGUAAUUUAGUUAUUUGUGUGCCUCCUUUAUUUGAACACAGUUCAUGUAGGCCAUAACUUAUUCAGGUUCCUUAGAAGCAUUUGGACAUUUCAAUGCAUUCCAAAUCAUGAAUGAUUCAUCAUCUUUCAGGCUUUAUAAGGAAGCAUGUUAUAGCCUAGUCCUUUCAGAUUGUCAAGGUCAUAUCAAUCCCAUUAAUCUUAACAUAUCCUUGUUACAAAAAUAAUAAAUGGCAAUUUGUCAAGAGACUCAUCUCUACGAUCACAAGAACUGUCAUUUCCAGAUCAGCUGAUAUUUGCUUCUUCAUUAAAGUAGUUCAACAAAAAGAUUGUUCCUAUUUACAACUCUAGGACAUACCAUGUGACAUAGCACACAUAGCCCAGUGACCGCUUGAGAAACCACUCUGUAGGCAAGCCCCCCUGCAGGAUACAGAUCAUAAGACAACACACUAGGAGCUACACAAACAUGCUAAGAGGAGCUGCAGUAGCUUUGACUGGAAGCCAUCUGGGAGGAAACUAUUUAUAGGCAAGAGAAGCCUAUACAGUAAACACACCAGUGGGCACAUACAGUAGCAGGGAUAGGAGAGGGUAAAUAGAUAUCUGAUUUCAUACAGUAGCAGGGAUAGGAGAGGGUAAAUAGAUAUCUGAUUUCAUACAGUAGCAGGGAUAGGAGAGGGUAAAUAGAUAUCUGAUUUCAUACAGUAGCAGGGAUAGGACAGGGUAAAUAGAUAUCUGAUUUCAUACAGUAGCAGAGAUAGGAGAGGGUAAAUAGAUAUCUGAUUUCAUACAGUAGCAGGGAUAGGACAGGGUAAAUAGAUAUCUGAUUUCAUACAGUAGCAUGGAUAGGACAGGGUAAAUAGAUAUCUGAUUUCAUACAGUAGCAUGGAUAGGACAGGGUAAAUAGAUAUCUGAUUUCAUACAGUAGCAGGGAUAGGACAGGGUAAAUAGAUAUCUGAUUUCAUAUAACAUCUUAUACAAAUCUAUGAGCUAAUUCCUCACAGUUAUCUAUUCCCUGUAUCAUGUGUACAAUAACAAUGUAGUAAUAUAUGCCAUUUAGCAGACGCUUUGAUCCAAAGCGACUUGCAUGCAUAGAGUUUCGUAUGGAUGGCCCCAGCAGGUAUUAAACCCGCAACCCUGGCGUUGCAAGUGCCAUGCUCUACCAACUGAAGUUACACAGGACUCUGUGUGUUACACUAAUCAUAAGGAGACUCUGGUACCUAACAUAAACACCACCGUCUCCUUUUCUCUUCCAGGUGUGUCCAGAGCAACAUCGUGCUGCUUACCCAGGCCUUCAGGAAGAAGUUUGUUAUCCCCGACUUUGUGUCCUUCGCCUCCGAAAUCGACGCGCUCUAUGAGAAUGCCAAAAACCUGGGAGGGGGACAGGUGGGUGAGGGAGAGGCCCCGGGGUCAGUGAGACGGCAUGGUGAUGGUGGUGAUGAUCAUUUCCUGUUUAAAUGCCCAUGGGGACUGGUAAGUGUUGAUAUGUUGUUGCCUUGUGUUUUGUUUUGUUGUGUAGGUGGCUGACUACAUUCCCCAGCUGGCAAGGUUCAGCCCGGACCUCUGGGCCGUGUCCAUAUGCACUGUGGAUGGACAAAGGUACAGUAGCUAUAGUCAUGUUUAACAAGUAGUAAACAUGUAGUAACCUACAUUUGUAUUUCUAUAACCAAGAUGGAGCACUUCCUUGACUUACAGUAUAGUGUUCCUGUCAAACUGUUAUAGCAUUCCUGUUCCUGUCACUGACAUUGUGACAAUGUCAAUGACAAUGUCACACAUUGUAAAGUAGCUCAUUAGUUACCCUACAUAAUGAGGCAUUCAUUCGUAUUGUUGCAAUUUUCCUCUGCUUAUUGCUUUUAUCUCCUGGUUCCCCCACUCAUCCCCUCUCUCCAUCCCUUCUUUAGACACACAGCAGGUGACACCAAAGUCCCGUUCUGCCUGCAGUCGUGUGUAAAGCCGCUGAAGUAUGCCAUCGCCGUGCACGACCACGGGACAGAUUAUGUGCACCGUUUCAUCGGCAAGGAGCCCAGCGGCCUGCGCUUCAACAAACUAUUCCUUAACGAGGAAGGUGAGGGACGCACGUAUAGAGAUAUAAAAUACUAGAGUGGCUGGUGUCAUAAAACCUACAGAGCUCCAGAAUGAGAUUCUGUAUUUCUAUGGUCGCAGGCAGCACCAGUCUGUCUGGAGCUCCACUGCUCACUGUGUGGAUGUUCAUUUCACACGCAGAACUGACAACAGAGGUGUUAGUUACGAUGCAGUGCUGCUCAGGUGGUCCUAUUUUACUUCAAACCUAGCAUACCCCUGUGAAAAGAUAAUGUCCUUUCAUAGAAUCAUUUAUAUUUUGUAUACAUACAUUGGACAAGGCAGUUGUCCGGGUUGAUUAAUAGAUAGAAAGUAGUCCCUCUGGGUGGGUUGUCAUGUGAUUCAGUGAAAGGUGAUCCAGCCUGUGGUGCAGUCUGUUGCCAUGGUAAUGUUAUGUAAUCUUAAUGAGAGGUGUUGGUGCAGCCGGAUAGAAUCAGUACAUAGGCUCUCAAUGUCCAUACGCUCUACUCAAUCUGCAAUAGUCUACAUAGACCUAGAGAAUAACAACAACUUCAUGUAUCAUAUCUUUGAUAAGAUCCUAGUUUAAAGCUGGAAUCCGUACUUGGUGAAACUGCCACGUUAGCUUGCGAUAUUACAACAACAAAUACGUUUUUUUCCCUCUGACAAAUUUGCACAUCGUUGCACGCUUCGAUAGAACAGCAAAGUAUGCAAUGCGAUUUAUUUUUCUUUUUUCACAAUGCUGGAUGCUCCUCUCCUCCGUUUCAUCAACAAAACAAAAGCAAUAACAACUGUGCUGCCGUGAACAGUGUCAAUGUUUCACCUUCUGCGGAUUUCAGCUUUAAGUAUAAAGCACAUACAGAAGCUAUCUGGAGAGCAGCAGUUGUCAAGCUCUCUCAAAUCAAGCCUUAUCUUUUUCAAAUCAAAUCAAGGCAAUGCAACUCAUUGCUCUGAUUGCUGUGUUGGUUGGUAAAUGAUGCUAUCUAGCUCUGUAGAUUGUGACUCAGGUUUAGUACAGGGUUUCAGUAAAUCCCAGGUCGGUUUUGGUUUUGAUGUACUCUCUCCUAUUGGCCAUGUUAUCUAAUCAGUUUAGGCAACCUGCUAGCAGUGGUAGGAAUGUUGUUGUUUCCUGGUUUUUGUGUGUGAUUGCAUAAGAAGAUUAAAGGGUGUAGGGGAUAGGGAAGGGGAAGUGGCGUAACACAACAGACCUACAGUGCAGCUAGUACUGAGCAGUGAGUUCAUGGCUAUGUACCUCAAUAUCACUAGUAUGCUCUCUAGAUUACAAAGGCAGCUGUGGUCCCAUUAGCAUUCAUUCAUUAUCCAUCUGAUUGUUAUUCUGCUAAUUUCCUCACUUCAAGUUCAAAGUUACAUGAUCAUUGGGCAUAUUUGCUUCGAACAUUGAAUGUGUUGAGUAAGGGCGGCAGGUAGCUUAGUGGUUAAGAGCGUAGUGCCAGUAACCAAAAGGUUGCUGGUUCUAAUCCCCGAGCCGACUAGGUGAAAAAUCUGUCAAUGUGCCCUUGAGCAAGGCACUUAACCCUAAUUGCUCCUGUAAGCCGCUCUGGAUAAGAGCGUCUGCUAAAUGACUAAAAUGUAAAUGUAAUGUGUGGUGAUUGUGAAGAAAAUGUAACCUUGCUGUGUAUGAAUGUAUACUCUGUCCACUGCAUCUGUAACCAUGUUAUAAUGUAAUAUACACUGAUUUCCACAGAUAAACCACAUAACCCUAUGGUUAACGCCGGCGCUAUUGUGUGCACGUCCCUCCUAAAGGUAAAUAACAUUUGAAUUUCAGAUAAUAAUGUAUGUUUUUUGAGGGGGAAACAUUUGUUAAAAAAAGAAACGUCGAACCAUGCCAUUGUUCAGUACAGUGGGUAGUUGUACCAAUGCUAGGUUACAUAAUACGUUAGUUCAGUUCUGUACGUAGCUUGUCACCUCUGGAGUGACAAAGUUGUAUUGAAUUACAUUCUAAAUACAUUUAAAAACAGGGGGGACUUCAUUGCUUUAGCCAGAUUACCAGCCUGCACUGUACUGUAUAUGGAGAGAUUAAGACUAUAGAUAAUUCAGCUGAAAGGGGAUUUGUUUGGUGAAAGCAUCAGUGAGCUGCCUGCCUUUCAGUUAUGCACAUAGCCCAUACAGUACACACAAGGCUGAGUUUGUGUGAGACAGCGCUAGCGUGUCAGAUUGGUCUAACCAGCCCAGCCAUACAUUUAAUCAUGGGUAAAACUGCUUUGAUAUAUGAAUGAAAGAUCAAAAUGUGGGUGUGUUCUGUGCAUCCUGUCGCCUGCUUAAAUCUUAUGUCUGUGACCAGGCAGAGGCAAAGCCAUGCUGGCUGGCUAUUGGCUGAGAGGAGUAGAACAUCUUUGCUAUUGGCUAUUAGUCAGGAAGUGCUGUUAGAAAUAGCUUACUGUAUGGGACUAGUGCACCCUCUGCUGCUGAAACUGUGAUGAAUUCUCUGUGUGUUUAUUAUGAGAUAUUGUAGGGUAAAACACAUUCACCUCCAAUGCGUUGUAGGUGCCUCGCUGAAGACUAGAACCAAGAGGGGACACAUACAUGUAUGUUGUGUGCAUAAGUCUUCUGUAGUGUUGUUACUACAUAACCCACCACCAGCCCAUUUAUCAUAUCCACACGAGGAACUACGUUUGUUUCAUACUAAACUUUCAACAAUCACAUACCGUAAACUAAGCUAAUGAUACAAACUCUGUCCAAAUGACUUCUCUUCCACCUUCAAUGUAUUCAGAGAAAUAAUACUUUUAGCUAUUCUCUCUUAGCUCUUUAGAUCUUCUUUCUCUGCAGAAAUGAGGUUACAUCUCCAAUAAUUAGUGGCUGCAACCUGUUGCAGGUACCUUUUUCUUACUGUAUGUAGCCAAAGCCCAUAUAUAUAGCUGUAGGGGCUAGUUUAACAGCACAACUGUCUGUCUUAGAUGAAGACAGUGUAGGCACUACAUUACCACCUUCAAAACAAGACUAGCACUUUGUUCCAUAUUUCAACGUAACAUGGCAUAUGGACCCAGAUAGAUGAGGCUUGGCUACUCAUCAAUCUCAACCACAACCAAGCCAAGUUACUGAAUGAAGCCUUGAGUUUUCUGGUUUGAUUUGGGGUUGAACUCUGAUGGAAAGGUGCUGUAUGAUUAUCCUGUCUAAGAGUUUAUAGGAAUAACACCUAUAAGGAGUAACAACUCUAUAAGGAGUAAUUAAUGUUAACAUUUUAUUUUAUUGAUACUUGUGUCAUACUGUACACUAUGUACUCAAUAUGGUACAUAGUACAGUACACAAAAGAUUACACCUAGUGAUAUACAGAUGUAGGAUCUUAAUUUGAGCCAGUUUGCUACAGCAUGAAUAUAAUUCUGCAGCAACAGGAAAUGUGAAUUAUUAUGUGAAUUAUAUAAUUAAUGGACAUUUUUUUGUAGGGGUUGAUACAUUUUUCGUUAUGGCAAAUCAAGUCUUGACAUUUUAAAGUGAAAAUAAAUUACAAAAUGUAGAAGCCUUUUUAAACCUUGAAUACACUACAAGUUUGCAUUUCCUGCUGUGAGUGAUCAAAUUAAGAUCCUACAUUUGUAGCCUAUCAGUAAUUUGGUUAUUUGGAUAGCACUCAUUUGACUUGACAGGGUAAUGAUGUGGUAUCUUUCUGCUUAAAUCUUCAUUAUAACUUUAAACCAAUCACUGUAACGGUUGCUAAUGGUGGGCUCAAUAAUCAAUCCACUGAUUGGAUGCCCCCACAUUCUAAUCUAAUGUAUUCAGUAAUAUAGACCAGAUCUGUCUCUCAAAAUGUGGUUUCCCUAUGGUAAAUCUGGGACUAAACUAUGGGAAUGUUGUAAUGUAUUUUUGAAGCCUCGUUUGUGGUUUAUUUGUUGUUGCAUAUUUUACAGCAUUAAGAUCUGUGGGAAAUUAUGACCACUGCCACAGGUCAAUGACGUUGGUAAAUGUUUUCUUUAAAUUAUUGAACAACAUCUGGAUUUGUUAUAAUAAUUUGUCACCUGCAUUUUACAAACGGUUUACAAACUGCUUAUAACCUGAUAAUAAACAGAAAGGCAAGGAUCCUAAAAUAUGUUUUUCAAAAUUGUGAUAGUACAAACGUGCCAUUUUGUUUUGGAUUGAUUUUGUGUUUCAUUGUUUGAAUGUAUUUAACUGAUUUAUUUGCCCUAUUUGUAUUAUUAGAGUUAAAUAUAAAGUUUCCUUUCUGUAGUACCUCCUCUCCUCAGCUCACACUACAUAUCCCAGAAGUUAGUGUGUUCUACAAUAUUAAGUGAUGACAUCACUAAUUAAUCUGCACAUAUAGAUCCAUAACCUUCUACAACACACAGGAUCAGCCACACACUAGCAUACAUCACAUCACUAACUUUCAACAGACACUCAGACCCCUACAGUACAUAGGCUACUUACACUACUACAGAUUAACUUCACGUAUACCUGUCUAUGCAGAAUUGCAGAUAUAAGGAAUUGUAUUUACCUGUGGUGCAUUUUAACCCCAUAACAGUCUGGUAGAAUGGGCUACACAUUGUUUUGCCGAUUGUCUUUUGGUAGAUUAUUUUCUCAUUUGAAAACCCUCGACUCUUUGAUUAAUGAUUCAUUUAGUCUCCUUCAUAUCCAACUAGCUAGUUGCCCACUAAUCCUAAAUAUUUGUAAUAUUAGGACUAAACUUAUUUUCUUUAGGGUACAUACAGUUUUUUAAAUAAUGAUUAUUGCUAGAUUUUGUAAUGAAAAUGGUAAUUUGAUCUAGGAAUAAUUUGAAUAUGUCAUAAGGUAUUCCCACUAGCUAGGUGAUAUACUGUAUAUCAAAUUUGAUAGUAUGUGAUUUUCUGUUUCUCUUUUAGCAAGGGGCAAGCAACGCUGAGAAAUUUGAUUAUGUAAGUAACGCUACCCAGUUCUUUUAUGUUUAGCCCUGACUAUUUGAGAUGAUCAUCUUUGUAAUGAUGGGUAGACUUUGUGACCUUUGGACUUUGUAUUGCAGGUCAUGAACUUCAUGAACAAGCUGGCAGGAAACGAGUAUGUGGGUUUCAGCAAUGCCACGUGAGUUCUCAAGAGGAAGAACUGGGGUUGUGGUUUGGUUCAGCACCUUGGCUCACCACCAUUGGCCAGGUGCCAUGCCUUAGUAAUCAUCAAUGUUGUUUUCAUCACUAGAUUUUUUAGUAUGAAUAUCAGUUUCAAUCAGUACUGUAUUCUGCUUUAGAAUAACCACCACAAAAACAACAACCAUAGUGAUAAAUCUCGAUCUCAACAACAUCAAAAACCAAAGCCACAGGAAGUAGUGGUGCUGAGGGUGCUGCAGCACCCCCUGAAAAGUUGCUAAAAGAAAAUAACGUCAAAGAAUGUAAUAACAUUAAUAAAAGUAGUGCACUGGGCCUUUACCAGUCCUGUAUUAGCAGACCGAUAUAGCUGUCAGUAGUGCGGGCAAAACAAUGAUGUUGCGCCGCCGCCGCCCCCACCCCCAAACUACUUCCUGUGGCUAUGUCAACAACACAAAUAGCUUUACUGGUUUGGGAAGUAGAAUUGGAACCAAAUUGGAAUUGAACUUAGUUGAAACAGAACAGCUAACUAACAACACAACUCUCUUUGCACCCAGAUUCCAGUCAGAGAGGGAGUCUGGGGAUCGGAACUUUGCUAUCGGCUACUAUCUGAAGGAGAAGAAGGUUGGUGACAGCUGAAACAAGCACACACAUUUUACAUCAGUCAAAUGUACCUUUCUAGAUCACUUAGACAUUUUUACUAGGCAUUUACUAGGCAUUGUCUGACUGUCAAAUCAAAUCACUGUUGUUUCUUUCUAGUGCUUUCCAGAAGGGACAGACAUGACUUCCAUUUUAGACCUCUACUUCCAGGUGAGUAUUUGUAUUUGGCAGCAGCUACUCCAAACACAUUAAGACACUUACAUCACACAUAAAACAAAAGAUAAAACAGUACAUCAUAUAACAUUAUUACACCACUACAUAUCUACAAUACAAAAUGUAUAAUACCACCAUACAACAAUAUUACAAUGUACGUGUGUGUGCUAGCGUUUGUGUGCAUAUGCGUGUGUCUCUUCACAGUCCCUGCUGUUCCAUAAGGUGUAUUUUUAUAUGUUUUUUAAAAUCUGAUUCUACUGCUUGCAUCAGUUACCUGAUGUGGAAUAGAGUUCCAUGUAGUCAUGGCUCUAUGUAGUACUGUGCACCUCCCAUAGUCUGUUCUGGACUUGGGGAUUGUGAAGAGAUCUCUGGUGGCAUGUCUGGGCUCUGCAUGGGUGUCCGACAGCUCGGUUCAUUCAGCUUGUCAACACUUCUUACAAAAACAAGUAGUGAUGAAGUCAAUUUCUCCUCCACUUUGAGCCAUGAGAGAUUGACAUGCAUAUCAUUAAUGUUAGCUCUCCGUGUACAUUUAAGGGCCAACCGUGCUGCCCUGUUUGUGGCACCUGACCACACGACUGAACAGUAGUUAGGGCCUGUAUGACCUGCCUUGUUGAUAAUGUUGUUAAGAAGGCAAAGGAGCGCUUUAUUAUGGACAGACUUCUCCCCAUCUUAGCUACUGUUAUAUCAAAAGGUUUUGACCCUGACAGUUUACAAUCAGGAUUACUCCAAGCAGUUUAGUCACCUCAACUUGCUAAUUUCCAUAUUAUUCAUUUCAAGAUUUAGUUGAGGUUUAGUGAAUGAUUUGUCCCAAAUCUAAAUAUUUAGGACUAACUUAUUCCUUGCCACCCAUUCUGAAACUAACUGCAGCUCUUUGUUAAGUGUUGCAGUGAUUUCACUCACUUUAGUAGCUGACGUGUAUAGUGUAUAGUCCUCCGCAUACAUAGACACACUGGCGGUGAUGACAGUGUAGGUAUACAUGGUAAAUUGGUGUGGGCAUCGAGUGAGCAUUUUUUCUUCAACAUGGUUCAAGUUUGAAGCUGUAUCAUUUCAAUGGGCUUUAGUGGAGAAACAUCCUGUUUGUGUUUUUCUCUCUCUGUUAGCUGUUAUUCCCUAUGGUAUAUUCAAAGUAUUCUAUUCUACUCUAGCUGUGCUCCAUCGAGGUGACCUGUGAAAGCGCUAGCGUCAUGGCAGCCACCCUGGCCAACGGCGGCUUUUGUCCAAUCACAGGCGAGCGCGUGCUGGGCCCGGAGGCGGUACGGAACACCCUGAGCCUCAUGCACUCCUGCGGCAUGUAUGACUUCUCGGGACAGUUCGCUUUCCACGUGAGUCUCCAAGUUCCUUCCCUCAAUACUUGCAUUUGUUGAUUUGACAGGGACCAUGUACAACAGACUUUGCACCAGAUUUGAGUUACAAUACUAAUUUGCAGUCCCCUAAUUUUCCUUCCCCCUAGUUUAGCGUUGUUUCCUACUGUCUGUUUGGCCUGUUUUUGGCCUGCUGUUCUUUGUCGUUGUUCCCACUGUGUCUCCAAUCUUUCACCAUUGAAGCAUUACACAUUACACUGCAGUAGGUCUUCCACUUCAUGAUGUUUGUCCAUCCACUGCUGUUCAUUUAUGCUGAUAUGUUUUGACACUGUUGUCUGCACUCCCUGUUAACCUCUUCCUCGAUGCUGUCUGGCAGGUUGGACUUCCAGCUAAGUCAGGCGUGGCAGGGGGCAUCCUGCUGGUGGUGCCCAACGUCAUGGGUAUCAUGUGCUGGUCUCCGCCGCUGGACAAGCUGGGUAACAGUGUACGAGGCAUCCAGUUCUGCACGGUACGAGAAACUGAUAGCUUUCACUCUGUUGUCUCUCUUUCAAUGAUCUAAUUGAUUGAUUGAUGAAAAACUGCAGAAAGUCUGACAGUGAUUGUUCUGUUCCAGGAUCUGGUGUCCCUUUGCAACUUCCACAACUACGACAACCUGAAGCACUUUGUCAAGAAGCUGGAUCCUCGCAGGGAGGGCGGAGACCAGAGGGUGAGUCGGGUUUUACUGGGAGCCUCUCUCUCCUUCUCCUGUCUUGUUCUACUUCCUUAUGUUCGACAAGGUGCCUUCAUGUAUAUGUAGUCAACAUAUUCCCUUGAAAAGGCUGUCGUUGGACUGAGUGUUUUUUAAAGCAAUAGUGCCAUCCACUGGAAGAUACUGAUAGUGCUAAAGGAAAGUGGUUGACAGGCAAACUGAUGCAAACUGCCUCUCUUUGUCUUUCAGGUGAAGUCGGUCAUCAAUCUUCUCUUUGCUGCGUACACUGGUGAUGUGUCUGCACUGAGGAGGUACACAGCACUGCAUUAUCUCCAUAUUGGCCAAUAAGCCCUUAAAAAUAAGCUAUGAAAGGAAAUAUGUCAUGUUUUGACAUCUUUGGAGAGUAAAUGCCAAAUCUGUCCCUGUGUCAGACAGAGACCUUGUAAGGUUUCCCUGUGUGUCUACAUGGGGACUAGAGGUGGCGUGUGCUAUUUUGGCUGCUGUAAAGUACUCAUCCCUGUCCUUCUGUGGAAUGUGUCCAGGUUUGCUCUGUCUUCCAUGGACAUGGAGCAGAGGGACUAUGACUCCAGGACGGCCCUCCAUGUGGCAGCAGCAGAAGGACAUGUGGAGGUGGUCAAGUUCCUGUUGGAGGCAUGUAGGGUCAACCCUGUUCCCAAAGACAGGUGAGCUUAGAAUCAAUGGCCCCAAAGACCACCCAGUGUCUGUCAAUGUAGAUAAGAUCCAAUGUCUCCAAUGGACAAGAAGACAUAUUUUCAACCAGUGUCUGUCUGUAACCAGUUUUCCAUCCAACUUUUUUAUGCGAGUAAAGUACGUCGGAUAAGAAAUGUCCCGACAGGCUGGAUGGAAACAGCAAAUUUGUUGGUAAACUUUCCAAAUGUCGACAAAACAAAAUACGCUAGACAAGAUGGGAUAUUUUUGUCUCUAAAAUGUAUUAUGCAAGAAAUGGUGGUGGAAACGCUUUUAUGCGCAAAUAUUUAUAUAAUAACCAUCAUAUAGAUGUAAACUUGGAGUCACACAAUGAUAUGUUGUGUGGUCCUCCCACUACGACUUGGGAAAGCAUGCAGUUUAUUAGUCUACAGGUGAAAUAAGUUAUGAUGAACUUCACAGGGGGGUAAAAGUAUUUUAUUUAUGCAGAUUUGAGAAUAUUCACAUUAAUAUCUGUCGCCAAUUAGAUGGAAAACCUAGCUAAUAUAAAAUGUGUCCAUUUAAGAGCAGUGUUUACCAUGUCUCUUGUCUGUUCCAUCAAGGUGGGGUAACACACCGAUGGAAGAGGCAGUGCACUUUGGACACCACGAUGUUGUGACCAUGCUCCAGGACUACAAUAACAAGUACAGUCCACCGGGGGGCGCCACUGAGGACAAAGAGAAGGAGAUAUCGGAGAAGAACAUUGACGGCCUAUUAUGAGCCAACUAAUACUCUUAUUUAUCCAUAGAAAUUAAAUAACUAGAACGGACGUUCCCAUUGAAAUUAUAUAUGUGAUCUGAGAGGCUUGGUCCAUUCCAGUCAUUCUAUUUCUAUGGCCCCAUUAACUAUCUGGAAGAUUUACUGUAAGUGUGUGGUCCCUUUGUCACGUCAGUGGUAGGUCACGUAUACUGUUGAUAAUACUGUAUUGUUGAUUUUGUAUAAAAGUAUUGUAUUUCUGUAUUUUCAAAGACGACAAUGUGUCCCAAAAAAUAUAUUUUGACCGACUUUUACCCAGAUGUUUUUUGUUUUUUUGGUUGUUUCCUUUUUUAUGUCGUACUGUUCACUCUGCACAACUCUCCCUCUGUGUGUGUCGGCACUAUGUGGAAUGUAUUUUCUACAUUUAAGUGCACAAAACAUUUCUCUUUAUGUACAACAGUGUGUAAAACCUGAACGUAUGCAUAAGAUAACGUGCACAUUUAUGUAAUGUGUGUAUAUCCCUGAAAUUAAGAUAAUAUCUGAGGUAGAUGGAUUCAGUGUAAAUACUAUUUAUCUGUAGUGAAAUCAAGUGACUCUCUCACUGGCACAGCUUUUGAAGAAAAUGGAUAAAGUCCACACGCUGUGCAGUUAGGCUUAAGUUUGGCUAUAUUGAUGAGGCAGAAUGCGUUAUAUAAACUUUACCACAUGUUCACAGAUCUAGGUAGCCUGGUCACAAAUCUGUUUGUGCUGUAUAUGACACUGGCUAUACAGUUGGCUAUACAGCCCAGACAGAUCUGGGACCAGGCUAUCUAUGGUUUAGGACCUCUGGUCUUUUGAUUUAGGCCUAGUUGCUUCAUAUGAAUUGAAAGUAUGGCAUUAUGUGGAAUGAGUUUUGUUUUGCUGGUUUGCUAUUUGAUAGCUAGACAUUUUUGCACAUUUUUCUUCAAAAUGACAAAAGUUGUUUUUUCUUGAUUGUUCUAUAUUCUUUUAAUUUUGAGUAGAAAGGGGUUUAUUUAUUUAAGUGUCAGCCAAAGCUGUUGUGUACGUUUGCUCCACCUGAUAAUAAAGUCAAGUCGGCAACUUUAAAAAAGAGAACAUAUCAUAAGUGAGCCGCCUAAUGCCCUACAGAAGGUGUGGAGCCAUGGCACAAAACCCACAGUCUGAGUUUCUCAGGAGCAACACAAUACAAUUCAACCAGCAGCCAUGUGCUCUUUACAGACAGGUUUCCCACCUAUGCUAAUUCAAAUUUUAGGGCAAAACAUAAAACCCUUCGAAACAUUGAUUUAUCACUUCAUGGAUACAGCAGUGUCAAUGGCGUUACUAUCAUGUCUUAUCACACAAGUUUACUUAUUUGUCAGCUAUAUGGUUUUACAUGGAUUUUAUCUUCAGUUAUAGACAGUUAUUGACAGUGCAUUACACUUUAAUGAAUGUUUUUAGUUCGGAACAACUCCACAAUGGUGGACUUUAAAUCUUGCCAUACUCACCCAAAAGCCUAUUUUGGGUAGAUAAAAUAGUUGUCAUUAUAGGCCUAUAUGAAAGCAGAACACUAAGACUAUCCUACACAUAACUAAUGGAGCACUUUUUAUGCAGAUACGCACAUUGAUUGUUUAACUGUUUAGAGUGUAAAAUAAACGUAUAAGCGUAUACUUGAAAAGUCAGGUUGUUUUGGUGAGAACUAGUCUGUUUGUGUGUAUAUAUGUUUGUGUCAUUGACUAUGGGAGGGACAGCAACUACAAAUCUGGUAAUGACAGAGGGCAUUGCAUUCAAAAUCUCAAGCCCUACACUAUUGUACUAAAAGUACUCAGGCAACGUACUUGUGAUUUGAUGAAUGAAUAUGAUAUUGUUAUUGAAUAACUCAUCUCAAGUGUUUAGUGUUGCUUUCAUUGGAUUUGACUUGACUUUGUAUCCCCAGUCCCUGUUGCACAAGAAGCCUCGUAUGUAUGAGUGUUUAUUGUUCAUCUGUGUAGGUGCAGGUCAACUUCAACAUUAACUAAUUAUUUUGAAUGUACC